AUUGACCGAACCACCUCCUCACACGUACAUCAUCCUCUCCCAGUCUUCUCUACUCCUUCCUCUUCGUUCCUUUCUCUUUCUCUCUCUCACCAUUAUAAAACCCUCAACCCCCAUACUCUUUCUCUCAGCUUGGCAGUUCCCUUCUCAGAGAACAACAAGCUUUAACCCCAAAAAAAAAAAAAAUUAGAGAAAUUAAAAUUAAAAAAAAAAAAAACUCUUCAAUCCUCAACCCAAUUCCUCAAUCUUCUUAGUAAUUCCAGUUGAAUCCCAAAAACAAAACCAAAAAAAAAAUGCAGUGUCUCUCACCUCCGAGCAUUAGUCUCAAAUCCAUUAUUGGGACAAGAACGCUCAGUCCCACCAACCGAGUAGCUCCGAGUCGACUCGUUGUCCAAUGCGUUUACCGAUUUGACUCGGCCAACGCGGCCGCCAACUCUGCCAACUCCAACUUCUGCGGCGGUGUGGGUUGUAAUCGAGCCGACUGGCAGAGCUCGUGCGCCAUUUUAGCGAGCAAGGUGGUGUCGCAGCAGCAAGACACCACCGUGAAGAGCGGCAACGCCGACAACAUCACCGCCGUUAAUGGCCACCAAACCCUAGAUCUCGUCCCCAUCGAGAACCUCCCGAAGCCACUCACCAUCACAGAUCUCUCUCCGGCUCCGAUGCACGGCGCCGACCUCCGCGUCGCCUAUCAGGGAGUCCCCGGAGCUUACAGUGAAGCCGCCGCCGGCAAAGCCUAUCCGAACUGCGAAGCCAUACCUUGCGACCAGUUCGAAGUCGCAUUCCAAGCCGUCGAGCUCUGGAUCGCCGAUCGCGCCGUCUUACCAGUCGAAAACUCCCUCGGCGGUAGCAUCCACCGGAACUACGAUCUCCUCCUCCGCCACCGACUCCACAUCGUCGGCGAAGUCCAGUUCCCCGUCCACCACUGCCUUCUGGCCCUCCCAGGCGUCCGAAAAGAGUACCUAACUCGCGUCAUUAGCCAUCCUCAGGCCUUGGCUCAGUGCGAACUCACUCUCACCAAACUCGGCCUCAACGUCGCUCGCGAGGCCGUCGACGACACCGCCGGCGCGGCGGAAUUCGUCGCCACCAACAACCUCCGCGACACCGCCGCGAUCGCCUCCGCACGCGCCGCCGACCUGUACGGGAUGCAAAUCCUGGCCGACGGAAUCCAAGACGACCCGAGCAACGUCACGAGAUUCGUGAUGCUGGCUCGAGAUCCGAUCAUACCGAGAACAGACCGACCUUUCAAAACGAGUAUAGUGUUCGCACACGACAAAGGCACAUCGGUGCUCUUUAAGGUGCUAUCGGCUUUCGCGUUUCGGAAUAUUAGCUUGACGAAGAUCGAGAGUCGGCCUCACCGGAACAGGCCAAUUCGGCUCGUCGAUGAUGCGAAUGUUGGGACAGCGAAGCAUUUCGAGUACAUGUUCUAUGUGGAUUUCGAAGCUUCCAUGGCGGAGGUGAGAGCUCAGAACGCCCUCGCGGAGGUUCAGGAGUUCACUUCCUUCUUGCGGGUGUUGGGGAGCUAUCCCAUGGACAUGACUCCUUGGUGCCCGUCUGGGGGAGAUUAGCAAAACCCAUUGUCCCUCUAUUUUUUUUUUUAAUUUUAAUUUUAAUUUUGAAUUUUUUUUUUUUAGAAUUAUAUAUAUUUAUGUUCUGAAUCUUUAAUUCAUCUGCGGAUCGAGAGACAAGCAAAAAUUGUUGUUAUUGUUGUUGUUGGGGGGUAAAUAUAUAUAUAUAUAUAUAUAAAUAUGUAGGUUGAUGAUGUUAAAUUUGGGCCUUAUUUACAUGUGAGGUUGUGAAUAUCAUUAUCAUCCAAAUUGUAUUCUU
Messenger RNA from Camellia sinensis, 1821 nucleotides. RefSeq names its product arogenate dehydratase 3. The record is from RefSeq and is a predicted model, not a curated record. Gene Ontology annotation, molecular function: prephenate dehydratase activity; arogenate dehydratase activity. Gene Ontology annotation, cellular component: cytoplasm; chloroplast. Gene Ontology annotation, biological process: L-phenylalanine biosynthetic process. NCBI's taxonomy places the organism in Eukaryota, Viridiplantae, Streptophyta, Magnoliopsida, Ericales, Theaceae.